CUGUGGAUCUUAUCCACCGCCGAUCGGCUGCUACAGUCUCACCCACAAGAAUAGCUGAGUGAUUACACGGCACUGAGUUGAAAACAUUUAAAUAGCAUAUUACAAUGAUUGUGACAUGUUUUGAAACACACUUGUAAAGUUAAGAAAUUACUUUAAACCGUAUAAUUGUACUCCCUUUCAGGCAAACGGAAACCGGUUUCGAUGAAGGUAUUUGUAUGGCUGUCGAAUAUUAUGACUUGCUGUCGAAUAUGAUGACUUGCUGUCGUGCCUUUAGUCACUUUCUGUGUCAACACGGAGCUGUCCCUAGUGCUGAAGUUAUCCACAGCAUGUCCAGUCCUGUUUUUAAAGCUUUUAACGCACCGGAUAAGUAGCAUUUUUUUGUUGCAAAGCUAUGGGCCUAAAUUCAGACCGCAUGUCUAUCUUAUCCAUUCGAAGCUACAGCGUGUUUUGUCUGCUGUAGAGUCGGGCCGUGGAGACUAAAUGGAAUCGUAAUAUUUUGACUGACUAUCUGAGUUCCAAACGAAUCUCCGCUUCCGCGCACACUGAACGACCCGGAUUGGGAGAAGCCAGAGGAGGGCGUGCGACUCUGGUGACGCCCCCCUCCCAUUUCCCAUCCCCACCAACAACACACACCCCCAGCGCUACCAACACCUCCCCACCCCUGGCCAAGGAAUAAAAGAAAAUCUUUUAGUGAUAGGUCAUAUGGGUUUUCGCAGUUGCCGAUCUGGACUUCUUUGAAGACGUUUGAGUGUUACCAGCUGGUUGCCGAUAUCGUCCGAUUACACCAACAGCGCUGUUAAAGAAUGUGUCUGCCAUUUUUAUCAUGGGCUGCUUGUUGACACAUAUAAUCGCGCGUCUUGUUGAUGCCGAGGAGCGCUGAGACGAUUCGAUGGAUUUCAGUGCUGGCUUGAAUAUUGAGUCGCUGCUGGAUUUGUGAUGCAGAAAAUAUUAUGCGUGAUUGGAUCUUUUACAUCUUCUACUGUCAGGCCCUACUGAAGCAGAACAUUGAUUGUAUAAACAAAGGCAGUGUUGCGACUGAGUUAGCUAGAUGUUUGGAUACUGGUUCAUUAAUUCGUUUUGAGUAAUUAUAGUUCCGGGAUAUUGAUGUCAGUGAUAAAUGUAAAAUUCAUGACACCUCCUUAAGAUAGACUACAGCCGUAAAUGUCUACUGGGGUCAUACAGAUUGUUUUGUGAGAUGGACAUCGAUGGACUGAAAGAUUAAAUGAAUAAGUCCAUAAGAACAUUUUGGGUCUACAAAUCGAUGAUUUAUUUGGCAUAGAGACGUUCGGUGGCCACUGAAUGCAGCUCCGCUAAACUGCAUGGAACUCGUAAACAUUGCCAUGCUUUUUGCUCGGUUUCCUUGAUAGCACAGAGAUUUGUAUUCACAACAAGACUCGCCAUCCGCUUGGAUCUCGAGGUUACCGUGUAGUGCAAUUGCCAACAUGCCUACUUCACGCACGGGCGCCAGUGCGGUGGAGUACUGGGUCGAUGGAUCGCGUCGGGAUGUCACCAUGGAGGACUUCUAUACAAUGGGGGCAGAACUAGGAAGGGGGGCCACAUCAGUCGUUUACCGCUGUGAGGAGAAAGAGACAGAGAAGCCUUUUGCUGCCAAGGUCCUAAAGAAAACUAUCGACAAGAAGAUUGUGAGGACUGAGAUUGGAGUUCUUCUGCGGCUUUCUCACCCCAACAUUAUACGCCUGAAGGAGAUCUUUGAGACCGAGACCGAGAUCUCUUUGAUCCUGGAGCUGGUCACAGGAGGGGAGCUCUUUGAUAGGAUUGUGGAGAGGGGCUACUACAGUGAGAGAGACGCAGCUCAUGUCAUCAAGCAGAUCCUGGAGGCCGUGGCGUACUUGCAUAAGAAUGGAGUCGUGCACAGAGAUCUUAAACCAGAGAAUCUCCUCUAUGCUGACAUGUCUCUGGAUGCUCCGCUCAAGAUAGCGGACUUCGGCCUCUCCAAGAUAAUUGAUGAGCAGGUGACCAUGAAAACAGUGUGUGGUACGCCAGGCUACUGUGCCCCAGAGAUCCUCCGAGGCAACGCUUACGGGCCCGAGGUCGACAUGUGGUCUGUGGGAGUCAUUCUCUACAUCCUGCUGUGUGGGUUUGAACCAUUCUUUGACCCGAGGGGGGAUCAGUACAUGUACAGCCGCAUCCUCAACUGUGAUUAUGAGUUUGUCUCCCCCUGGUGGGACGAUGUCUCCCUCAACGCUAAAGACUUGGUCAGUAAGCUGAUUGUUCAGGACCCUCACCAGCGCCUGACGGUGGACCAGGCCCUGCAGCACCCCUGGGUGCUGGGCAAAGCCGCCCGCUUCUCCCACAUGGACACCACCCAGAGGAAACUACAGGAGUUUAACGCUCGCCGCAAGCUCAAGGCUGCCAUGAAGGCGGUGGUGGCCACGAGCCGUAUGCACGAGAGCUCCAGGAGGAGGACUGACAGCUGCGAGAUGCCCGGCCCCGACAAGACGUCCCGCCAGAGCAGCAUGCAAACAGAACCGGUCCCGGAGUCCCAGACCGACACGGAACCUGCCGAAAAGACGACGAGCUCCACCGCUGCGGAGGAACCAGAGGCGCCCCAGGAUCAGCCUGUCUGCACCCCGCCACUUCUGCCCGCGCACAGCCCCAAACCCAGCGCCCCUCCGCCGCUCGUGGGGGCUCCGACCGCGCCCCUUCCCACCAGACCCCCCCUGAAACCUGACGGGCCAAAGCAAACCUCGGUCAUCCCAAAGACUGGCUCUUUCCCGCCUCGGCUGCCCAUGAAGAGCCGCUCGGUGGUGGGGGGCGCCGGUGAGAAGUGCGAGCCAGCCCCACCCAGCCCCAAGAGCCUCAGCAACGGCUUUGCCGUGGGGGUCGACGGGGCCAGCAAGACCACCCAGUGUCAGUAAGGGAGGGGUCUUCAGGUUUAAAAUGGGGGGGGGGGGGGGGGGGGCAAAUGAAGACAUUGAGGCGUGAUCAGAGUCAAGGCAUUGGCAUGCUGGACCCUCACCACACACACACACACCAGAUGGAACACUGACAAAGGGAACCUCAGACUGAGGCUGGGAGGGGACAGAGACCAACUUUGCGAUCUUUGGGUCAUCUAGACAAUGCAUAUUUGUUCUGAGGAGGUUACGUAAUAAAGCCCACUGACACACUGACCGGCUUCCAACUGCCCACUUACGACGUGACUGCCAACACAAAAUGCUUUCACCUCCCAUCGUCUCUCAAAGACUCCUCAUGCAGAGGCACCUCUGAGAUCAGGUUGAUUGUGUGCUCUGUUUUCAUCCCCUGUAGAUUUCUAAUAUUGUUACCAGAUGCAAAUCAACGCCAACACACACACCAUACUUCCUUCUAUUCUUUAGAGAGCAUUCAGAUAAUAGGGGUGUUGUGUUUGUGGCAAUAAUAUUAUAUGACUACGUAAUUGUUUUUGGAAUGAUUGGUAAUAGUACCUACUAUUUGUAAAUAUAGUUCUACUUGAAAAGAAAUAUAAUAUCCUUAUUGUUCUACUUUAAAAAAAAAAAAAAAAUGUAUCCUUCUCCUUAAAUUUGAAUAUAUGGUCUUAGCAGAUUUUGUUUGGCUUUAAUUUGAUAUCUUUCUCUUGACUGACUGGUAGGUGUUUGUGCUACACCCUCUUUCCCCCUCCUCAUGGCUGCGUACAGUAGGCUACUCAUGGGCUGAGCUCCGCUGCCAUGACAACCACACUCUCUACCUCCUCUGCCAUUACAGAGGCUUCCUACUCAGCAGAUGCCCUCAGAAUCACAAAGCCAAGUUUAAAGGGCCAAAACUUCAGAGGUGCCAGACACGUCCCCCCACCCCAAACCAUUUGAGACCAUCAUCGUAAUUAGCACCUCCAAAGGGCUGGUUUCUGGAAACCUCAUUCACUGGAUUGGAUUAAUCUUUUGGCUUUUGUUUUUGCGUUUACCCUUUUAUGUUCUCCCCAUAUGUUUUCUUUUAAUUAGAGAAAAUUACUUUUAGCAGCUUGAUUUCAAGUAUCACUCUCUCUCUUCUAUCUUAGUCAUUGCCAACAAAGGUGGAAACGAUGUUAUGAAAGAAGCCAUUGUAUAUAUUGUUGACUAGUAAUUACUGGUUACUCAUAAUUGUGCAUAACAUAAAAUAUUUUACAAAAUACCAAACAUUGCUUAGUUAUAUUGUAUUUAGGCCUAAUAAAUGUAAUUGUAGGUGAAAUUUGUGUUUGCUUUAAAGCUAUAGUGUUUUUAUGAAUAAACUUAAUUGAAAAUCCUGAGA
Messenger RNA from Clupea harengus (Atlantic herring), 4218 nucleotides. RefSeq names its product calcium/calmodulin-dependent protein kinase type IV. Gene Ontology annotation, biological process: protein phosphorylation. The record is from RefSeq and is a predicted model, not a curated record. Lineage: Eukaryota; Metazoa; Chordata; Actinopteri; Clupeiformes; Clupeidae. Gene Ontology annotation, molecular function: ATP binding; protein kinase activity.